AAAGGUUCCUCUUUAACCCUAUCUUUAUAUUUCCAUUUCCCUCUGUGUCUUCACUUCUGCGUGACCUCGUCGGCUGCCGCCGUUUCCUACACAGCUGCUGCUGCAUUGUAAGUCAAGGAAGAGGAAGAGUUCCGCCGCUCUACAUUCACCGGCAGCAUGGCUCGAGGAUUGAAGAAACACUUGAAGAGGCUCAAUGCCCCAAAGCAUUGGAUGUUGGACAAGCUUGGUGGUGCUUUUGCGCCCAAACCAUCAUCUGGACCCCAUAAGUCCAGGGAGUGCUUGCCUCUGAUUCUUAUUCUGCGAAACAGGCUGAAAUAUGCUCUGGAUUACCGUGAAUCCAUUGCUAUUUUGAUGCAAAGACAUGUUCUGGUUGAUUCAAAAGUUCGGACAGAUAAGACGUACCCUGCUGGCUUUAUGGAUGUUAUAUCUAUUCCUAAGACGAACGAGAAUUUCCGCCUUCUGUAUGACACCAAGGGUCGAUUCCGCCUGCACUCCAUCAGGGAUGAGGAGGCCAAGUUCAAGCUAUGCAAAGUCCGCUCGGUUCAAUUCGGGAGUAAAGGGAUCCCAUAUCUGAACACAUACGAUGGAAGGACAAUCCGCUACCCUGAUCCACUAAUCAAGGCCAACGACACCAUCAAACUUGAUCUGGAGAGCAACAAGAUUGUCGACUUCAUCAAGUUCGAUGUGGGGAAUGUUGUCAUGGUCACCGGUGGUAGGAACAGGGGCCGUGUUGGAAUAAUCAAGAGCCGUGAGAAGCACAAGGGGAGCUUCGAGACCAUCCACAUUCAGGAUAAUGUUGGACAUGAAUUCGCAACCCGACUGGGAAAUGUCUUCACCAUUGGCAAGGGCACGAAGCCGUGGGUGUCUCUUCCAAAGGGCAAAGGCAUUAAGCUCUCCAUCAUCGAGGAAGCCAAGAAGAGACUCUCUACUCAAGCUGCCGCUGCUUAGAUGGAGCUUUUGGUAAGCAAGCAUAUUUUCUAUUUCAGCAUAUCCUUUCUUGAGAAUUUGCUCCAGUUCUGACGUUAUGACUUUUUACAGCACUUGGUUGAGUUUCAUGUUGUGGAUGAUUUAAAUUACAAAAACAUGGAAUUAUCUUAAUGUUUACUGUUUUGAUAGUUUUUUUGGAUUA
Molecule: messenger RNA, 1129 nt
Organism: Andrographis paniculata
Lineage: Eukaryota; Viridiplantae; Streptophyta; Magnoliopsida; Lamiales; Acanthaceae
Product: 40S ribosomal protein S4-3-like
Exons: 6
Coding region: 157-948 (263 amino acids)
Biological process (GO): translation
Cellular component (GO): ribosome; cytosolic small ribosomal subunit
Molecular function (GO): structural constituent of ribosome; RNA binding
Source: RefSeq, a predicted model, not a curated record